CCGUUGUGGUACUGUCAUUGGGUCUAUAAAUCACACUCAGAAUUGUAACCCUAUCAAAACAAUAUAUUCAUUGUCAAUGGCCAACUCUCUGCAAUCUCUAUUCUUUAUCGUUCCCGUUCUCUUCCUCAUCCCAUACAAGGUGGCAUCUACCACCCACCACCACCACCACCACCACCACGGACUUAAAACCCUCCACUUCUCUCUCUAUCAACAAGAGACGAUCAACAAGACUGGAUACGUCAUCGUGAAUGGAGUGGCUGGACCUGGUAUCAGUCAGACCACCACACCUUUUGGCACCAUAUUCACCUUCCAGGAUCCUAUGACUGUAACAGCAAACCGAUCCUCUAAAGUCGUAGGGAUCGCCGAAGGCACCUCCAUUACUUCAUCCCUUGAUGGCCUUCGGAGCAUAUCGAUUGCUAAGAUCACUCUGAGUAUGAAGAACUACAAGGGGUCACUGUCUAUUUUGGGGGGUACGCAUAACAUCAAGCCUUCGGACCACCCAGUCGUCGGGGGCACUGGUGACUUCAUGUUUGUUCAAGGAUAUGUGACAUCAUCGCCAGUAGAUCUCAAGGGACAAACAGUUGUUUACAAAAUCGAAUUCCAUCUCUACUGGCCUCCGUAUGCGAUCCAGGCAUCUUCUUGAAAAGCUUCAUCCAAUUGAGCCUAGUAAUGAGUUAUUCCGCUUUUAUAUUUGGUUGUCUUUUAAGUAAGUUUUGAGGUAGAAACUAUGACAGGCUUCGAAAAUUUUGUAAGGACCCUCUGGCAUGGCCUGUAUCAAAGCCGAUUUUUCCUAUUUUUUUAGUUUUUUUUAAACCUGAUUCAGAGAGAUCGAUUUAAGACCUAUGUACCCCCCUGAAGCAGGUUAAACCCUGAAACACCCGCAUAUUGGGAAACCCCCGAUAUGGCUUGAUAUAUAUCCAAAUUUCAAACCUUGGCUGAGAGGUAUAAUACUGAGAGCUUUGACCAAUCAAAACCCCCUCCUGGAUUUUGAUGAAUACUAUGAUCGGUUACAACUUGUAUGAUGCCUAUUGAUUGGUUACAAGUUUUUCCAAUAUCAUGUCUUUCGGUAUCAUAAUCCAACCCGUGUCAUAAUGUUUUGGAAAAUAUCAAUUUGUUGGUGUUUUGAUUGUCAAUAAACAUGAAGAAAAGUAAACCUUUAUUAGUC
Nelumbo nucifera (sacred lotus) is the source of this 1165-nucleotide messenger RNA. RefSeq names its product dirigent protein 19-like. NCBI's taxonomy places the organism in Eukaryota, Viridiplantae, Streptophyta, Magnoliopsida, Proteales, Nelumbonaceae. The record is from RefSeq and is a predicted model, not a curated record.